AUGGCACUAAAUAAGAAGCUACGACUAAACCCGGGUGCUCUGACUAUCGCCCUUCUCCUCACCACCGCUGCGAUCGCGUAUACGCGCACAGGAACAGUCCAACAAUCCCUUCAAUCCCUCCCUAUAAACACAUCUCUUGUUAUCGCUCUCUUCUCCUUCCUCGGCGGUGUCCUAGAGUCCAUACGCACAAAAUCUCCUGCCGCAUUUAUAGUGGGCCAUAUCUUCAGCGCCGUUUAUGUUCUGAGUUUUGCGCGUCUCCGUGAGGGCCAGCCCUCUGGUGCUGAGAUUGGAUUAUUGGGGUCCUGCGCUUUGGCUACAAUUCCGCUAGCGAACACAGGCUUGAACCUGAUUUCGAAGGAAUUGGGGUACGUUGGAGGAUAUGGAGUUGCGGUUUUUGCGAAUGCCUAUGGGGGUGUUGGAUUGGCUCUGACAUUGCUUUUUUCGCUGGUAUUGAUGGCAUAUAGAGAUGAGAUUCGGCAGAUACAGGCUCGGGUGGAUGAACGGAUAUAG
This is a messenger RNA of Aspergillus caelatus, 510 nucleotides long. RefSeq lists its product as uncharacterized. The record is from RefSeq and is a predicted model, not a curated record. Bases 1 to 510 code for a protein of 169 amino acids. Gene Ontology annotation, cellular component: membrane. The transcript is spliced from 2 exons. NCBI's taxonomy places the organism in Eukaryota, Fungi, Ascomycota, Eurotiomycetes, Eurotiales, Aspergillaceae.